AUGGCGUCCUCAGUCGACCGAUUCCGUCUGGCUCUGCUGUAUAAAUCAUGGUCCCAGCGCUCUAUUCCUAGCUCGGAUCAGUUGUUCAACUCCGUGUGUAAUCCAAGGUUUCCUAUUGAGAUAUACACGGAAAUGUUUCCAAGACGUAACAUUAUCCACACAGAAUUUAAUGUAACUCAGGACAGUGGAGAGACACAUACCUCUCUGCCCCUGAAACUGCAGAAGUCCCCAAGUGGAGAAACUGUGCAGGACAGAGUAGAGUACCAGCAGGAGAAAGCAGAUUCUGGCGCUGAGGAACAGUGGAUGAUCAUAAACACAGCUGAUGAAGACUUUACUCUGACUGGAUUGGAGUCUGGAAAGCAGUACUUGAUCCGCUACAGGAUAGUGAGUAAAGUGGGAGUGAGUGAAGCCAGUGUCACUAUACCGUCUUCAGACAUGGCUCCCAAGACCAGGAACGACUUCCUUCAAUAUUCCCAUCAGCUCACUCUGGACCUGAACACAGCGAAUAAACACCUCUGUCUGUCUGAGGGGAACAGAGUGAUUACUGGCAAUUUCACAGAGCUUCAGUCGUAUCCUGAUCAUCCAGACAGAUUUGAUUGUUAUGAGCAGGUGUUGUGUAGUGAGAGUUUGUGUGAACAACGCUCUUACUGGGAGAUUGAGUGGCGUGGUGGUGUGUCUAUAUCAGUGUCAUAUAAGAGCAUCAGCAGGAAGGGAUGGGGUGAUAAGUGUGGGUUUGGAUUUAAUGAUCAGUCCUGGAGUUUGGACUGCACUCCCUCCGGUUACUCAUUCAUACACAAUAACAAAGAGACUAAACUCCCUGUAGUGUCCAGUCGUAGAAUAGGAGUGUAUGUGGAUCACAGUGCAGGAACUCUGUCCUUCUACAGCGUCAACAGAGACACAAUGAGCCUCAUCCACACAGUGAAGACCACAUUCACUCAACCACUCUAUCCUGGGUUUUAUGUUUUUCUUGGAUCAUCAGUGAAACUGUGUUGAUGAAUCAGAAUAGACUGUUGAGAGAUUCUACCCAUAAUUCUUUGAGCUGCAUGAUAAAUCAGUAUCAGUGAUAUGUUAUAAAGUCUCUUAUUUUCUCUUCAUUGCAUUAAUAAUACAGCUGAACUUCUGUCACUGAAAUAUCAGGUCAGAAUUACUGUAUAAUAAAUCCUCAUAUAGACAUCA
Messenger RNA from Rhinichthys klamathensis goyatoka, 1176 nucleotides. RefSeq names its product stonustoxin subunit alpha-like. The coding region runs from base 1 to 993 and encodes 330 amino acids. Lineage: Eukaryota; Metazoa; Chordata; Actinopteri; Cypriniformes; Leuciscidae. Gene Ontology annotation, molecular function: protein binding. The record is from RefSeq and is a predicted model, not a curated record. The transcript is spliced from 4 exons.